AUGGUCGCGACUGAUCACAAGGGACAGCCAAGCUACUACGAAGGAAUGGAAAAGUACUGGGUUAACCUGGUGGCGAUUGCGAUCCUUUGCCGGGGCAUGUGCAGUCUCUCCAAAUGUAUCACUCCCUACCUGGUGGCCAUGGCGGCGGGCGACCUUCUUGUCGUUCUCACUGAUCCAUUACUGAGAUGGACUGGUCAGAUUUAUUUCCCGUAUUCAUUACUGCGCAUCACUCCCGUGUGCAGUCUCACUGUGGUCCUACUUAGUGCGGCCACGAAUGUCUCUGUUUGGCUGACCGUCGCUUUCACCUUUGAUCGAUUUGUGGCCAUUUGCUGUGAGCAGCGGAAAGCAAAAUAUUGCACCGAGAGAACGGCGGCUCUGGUUGUAGGGACAGUGAGUGUGCUGAGCUGUCUGGUAGCCGCACCUUGGUACUUUAUUCAUAAAGAGCAACGUUUCAUUAAUGGUGUUCCCUGGUACUGCAAACCGAAACUGAGCUUCUACAGUUCAUCCGUCUGGGCCGCAUUUGACAUCGUUGACCGCGUCUUAACGCCUUUCCUUCCCUUCUUCCUGAUCUUGCUUCUCAAUGCACUGACGGUCAGGCGCAUCUUAGAAUCCAGUAGGGUUCGCAAGGGACUCCGGGUCCGCAACAAUGGAGAGAAUGACAUAUAUCCAGAUAUGGAGAACCGAAGGAGGUCCAUCGUUUUACUCUUCAGUCUCAACGGCAGUUUUAUCUUGUUGUGGAUGACGAAAGUUGUGUUCAACAUUUACGUGCGAAUUGCACACAAUAAGCUGUACUUAACUCAACUGCUUGUUAUCACGCAAGAAACAGCAUUCAUGUUGCAGCUUUUCGGUUCCUGCACCAAAACUUGUAUUUAUAUCUUGACACAGAGCAGAUUCAGAGAGGAGCUGAAGAACGCGGUGAGGUACCCAAUGAAAUUAAUUGUUAAAUGCGUCAAACCAAAAUACACCUGA
This is a messenger RNA of Pristis pectinata (smalltooth sawfish), 969 nucleotides long. Its product is annotated as probable G-protein coupled receptor 139. The transcript is spliced from 2 exons. Gene Ontology annotation, molecular function: G protein-coupled receptor activity. The coding region runs from base 1 to 969 and encodes 322 amino acids. Gene Ontology annotation, biological process: G protein-coupled receptor signaling pathway. The record is from RefSeq and is a predicted model, not a curated record. Gene Ontology annotation, cellular component: membrane. NCBI's taxonomy places the organism in Eukaryota, Metazoa, Chordata, Chondrichthyes, Rhinopristiformes, Pristidae.